Notothenia coriiceps (black rockcod) is the source of this 1220-nucleotide messenger RNA. Its product is annotated as F-box only protein 3-like. The transcript has 4 exons. The record is from RefSeq and is a predicted model, not a curated record. Lineage: Eukaryota; Metazoa; Chordata; Actinopteri; Perciformes; Nototheniidae. The coding region runs from base 25 to 462 and encodes 145 amino acids. Gene Ontology annotation, cellular component: cytoplasm.
AUCCUGUGUGUCUCCAGGAUAGAGAUGUCGAGCAGUGCGUCUCCGGACGCUUCCUGUCAGCUGGACAGUCGUUACUGGAAGAUCACGAUGUCUGACGGGCACGUGGAGGAGGUCCAGGGACCCGGGGUGGUCGGAGAGUUCCCUGUCAUGACCCCAGGGAAGGUGCAUGAGUACGCCAGCUGCACCACCUUCUCCACGCCCUCAGAGUACAUGGAGGGACACUACUCCUUCCACCGGCUCGCCGAUAAGGAGGAGGUUUUCCACGUGAUGAUCCCUCGCUUCCACAUGGUCUGCCCGCCCUUCAGAGAGCCCGUCAUUAGAGCGCAGAAGCCGUCGAGUCGGCGCCUCGAGGAUCCCGACGGAGACGGAGAGUUUUGCGACGGAGACGGAGACGACUUUGGAGAUUUGAGAGGAAUCAACAUGGCCGCCCUGGAGGGGGCGUGGUGUCCGCGGCACAUCUGACCUCACCUGUCUGCAGCAGGGCAUUCUGGGUAAAAGGUAACCAGAGACACAGCUCAACUUCCUGCUGCCGGACGGGACAAAACAAUGUGAACGAACGCCGUUUAUAUAAAGAAACACUUUCUGUUUCCUCUCGUGGUGGAUUUACUGGGACAAAGAGGCGGGGACGAAUCCUCGGCUCUGAUUGGUCGGUUAUUGGAUAUUUCAGACUGGAGGUUUGAGGUGCUUCUCCAUCAGUUCUCUGUAUUAUUUAAAUAAUCUCCACUGCAGGAACAAAGUCCUUUACCUGGGCAGGUGUUAGCAUCAUGCUAGUGAGAGGCGCUACACAACAUUCAUCUGUCACACACACAGACUCUGACACUGGAACCCAGCUCUAAUGUAAAACCUCCACUUCCUCUUUCUUGAGUGAAAGAAAGAUUGAAAUAUAGAUUUAUAAAUAUCAGCUGUUACUCCGAAUAAAUAUUUUGACGAAUAUUUGACGGAUUUUGACAUUUCGUGCCAACAUUCGUGACAUUUAGACGAAUGACCCCCCGGAGUUUUGUUUACUUCCUGUUUACACUGAAGUAGCCCCUCCCUGUUGACGUGUUGACCCUGCAGUGGAGAGAGGUCAAAUGUGACCUAGGUCAUCAUGUGACCUUUGGGACGUGUUCGUGCUUCGCUGCUUCCUCUUUUCAAACUGCUCGCUGCAUCGAGGCGUGUGAUUGGUGCGUUUGUUUUGUAUGUUCUUUGGUUAAAUAAAUAAUAAAUAAGGAUUAUGACAA